Molecule: messenger RNA, 2954 nt
Organism: Dinoponera quadriceps
Lineage: Eukaryota; Metazoa; Arthropoda; Insecta; Hymenoptera; Formicidae
Product: heparan-alpha-glucosaminide N-acetyltransferase-like
Exons: 11
Coding region: 381-2048 (555 amino acids)
Source: RefSeq, a predicted model, not a curated record
GUUUGCCGAAAAGGAAAACAACUUGCGGAUGCAACAGUGUGACGCAGGUCUUCACUUUCACUCCACGGCCGAGCGCGAGUAUCCGUGCGGCUUGAUAUAAUCGCAUUCCGCGACAUUCCGCGAUAUUAAAGGUCGAUCAGUCACUUCAGUCGACCGCGCCGCCGCUACGAGACGCGCCGUGUAUGAUGUGAGCCGUCGCUCGCCGAUUAUGAUUAAUUACCUGCGGCGGAUUUCGAUAAUACCCAGUUGAGGAACAACGUGGGAGGAGGUGCGUGCGAAUAUCGCGGCUACCACCUGCGUGCCUACGCGUAGUUUCGAACUGCGCUUGUCUCAGGGGCGCGAAAAUUGUGCCUGAAUUACUUUCGAAAAGAUAUUCAACGAUGAGUGAUGUCAAUUGCCUCGCCGACAAGGUGACGUUCGACGAAGCUUGCGUGAAUGUGAUAUCGGACUAUCGCGAUGACGACUCUCUGUGGCUUUAUUCGCUCUCCACUGACUGCUCGUCGUGUCCGUAUAGCCGACUGACGGACAUUCCGAGUAACGCCAAUUUCAGCUUGAAAUUCCCCACGUUCAAAGCAACAAAGUGGAGAGUGCUGGAUAACCAUGGCAUCGAUAAGUACAUAUCUACCAAAGACAUUAGCAAUAUGUUUUGCGAACUAUCUCCAAAUUUGGGACAGUACGGCUUGUACGAAUUGGCGAUACAAGAUGGAAAUUGUAACUUCAGAACUUUGAAGGAUCCGACGUAUCCUUACACAGAGCUCAUUGUUAUUCUGGGGGUAAUCGUGUUGAUCUUAUUCGGCAUAUCCGCCGGAAGAUUUCUGUGGCGCAGAAGACGAUACGGAAAAGACGGGAAGGAAGAAGCGAGUAACGAGGGAGCAACGAAACGUCGCGUGAAAGCUAUCGACGCUUUCAGAGGGGCCAGUACUCUUUUUAUGAUUUUCGUCAACGAUAACUCCGGUAGUUACGCCGUCUUGGGUCACACAACUUGGAACGGCAUGCUGCCGGGUGAUCUGGUGUUCCCUUGUUUCAUGUGGAUCAUGGGAGUUUGCGUUCCCAUAGCUUUGUCGGCGCAAUUGAAGCGCGAGGCUUCGAAGCGCAGGAUCGCAUACGGCGUCUUGAAGAGGAGCGUUCUUCUAUUUCUGAUCGGCGUCUCGCUGAACACGCUGGGCAGUAUUCCGCAAUUGGAAAGAAUACGCGUGUCCGGAGUUCUUCAGCGAUUCGGGGUCACUUAUUUGGUCGUCAGCAUGAUGUACCUUUGUUGCACACUCUCGUUUCAGAAUUCAUCGAAUGGCCGGAUAACGCGCGUCCUGCAGGACGUAGCGGUCCUCCUGCCGCACUGGUCCUUCAUGCUAAUCCUCGUGUUGAUUCAUUGCGGCAUAACGUUCGGCCUUACGAUUCCCGGCUGCCCCAUCGGUUACCUCGGACCGGGCGGCAUGCACGAGGACGGUAAAUAUUUUAACUGUACCGGAGGCGCGGCUGGAUACAUCGAUCGCACCGUGUUGACUGUGAAGCAUAUGUACCAGUAUUCGGCUAUCAGUAUCGUUUAUAGAUCCGGUCCUUUCGAUCCUGAGGGAAUUUUAGGAUACUUCACGACGAUAUUUCAGGUGUUUCUCGGCGUACACGCCGGCGUGAUCCUGAUGAUAUAUAAGGACUGGAAAGAACGUGUCGUUCGAUGGCUUCUCUGGGCGGCGUUGUAUGGCGUUUUGGGAUGCGCCUUUCACUUCAGCAACGUUAUACCGGUCAACAAGAACCUGUGGUCUCUCUCCUUCGUGCUGGUGUCGACUUCCUUCGCCUUGGCCUUCCUUUCCGCGUGUUACCUGCUGAUCGACGUCACCCGAGUUUGGCGAGGCGGUCCUUUCAGAAUAGCCGGUAUGAACGCAUUGGCGUUAUACGUGGGUCACAUGAUGUGUUACCAAAUCUUCCCGUUCCACUGGUGGAUCGGCGAGAUGGACAGCCGUGCUUUGGUCUUCGUCAAAUCGGUCUGGGUUGUGGCGCUCUGGGCGAUCAUCGCAUAUAUUAUGCAUCACAAACGCAUAUACAUCACGCUGUGAGCUACUACGUCUAUUCGUGUCACCGUGUAAAUGAAUAUCUCAACCUAAGGAUAAAUAUUAACACACGCAAACGCUGUACGUCAUGCGAUAUCCGUACGUUACGCGAGAGUCCGACAAAAAAAACACGAUUUUAAUUGCGCUAGUAAUUAAUUAAUUGCACUUACACCACGAGAAUUUGCCGUAUUAUCGAUUCAAGCGAGAGAGCAUUCGCCCCCUCGGCAAUCAAAUGAUACGCACAGUUUCAACUUUACAAAUAAUUUAUUGUACAACUUGGAUAUAUGCGUGUGUAUAAGUAGUACAGUGACAAGUUCAGGUAAUAAGGAUUACCUUCGAUUUACGUGUAGGUAUUCUCGAGUAAUGAUUAAUAUUCUUAAAAAGAGCGUUAUAAUUUUCAAUGACGAGAACCAUCGAUCUUAAAUAAAACAAACCACAUGUUUCCGCUGAAAAUAUCGCGACACGGUGCAGCCGACCUCCUGAAUUCGAUCCUCGGAUCCUGCCAGACAACGAUCGUAAAACAAAGGAUGCUUUCUCGUUCGGUUCGUAUUGCAUAUGAAAUUUCAGAUUGUCUCGGCGAAUUUCCUCGAGAAACAGAUUCGCACAAGCGUUUCUAACAAUUUAAAGAAAAAAAAAAAUACGUUUAGCAAAAUGUUUCACUCCAGAGAUAAACCGUGAGAGUCAGUUUCUUCUCAUCUAUACAGGUCACUAAGCGAACAAUUCGGAACAUGUUUGGCAAUUGUGUCUGACGGCAGUGUGAAACGUUUACAUCUUUAGCGAUUCGCAAAUUUCUUCUCUGAAGGAAUCCUCGGCUGAAUUAUUUUGUCAGUUUCUUUACUUUCGUUUCGCUGGAGGAUCGGCGCGGGGCGCAACACGGACGAGCACUGGUGAAUUAUCGCGUAAACAAAAAAU